AUGUUAUUACAACAGGGUAAAAUUGAAUAUCCAGAUUUUAUUAUCGGUGAAGGUGAAAAUGAUUGUGAUAUAUUAGUUACAUUACAAGGAAAUUAUCAAGUCAAACCAAUGAAAACAAAAAUUGAUUUUGAAUGUACAAUAUAUUUAUGGGCACCAAUUGAUUCAUUGAUUGUUGUUGAAUUUCUUGAUGAUAAUAGUCCUUGUGAUAAUCGUAAUAGUUUUAUUAUGAUACGUGAUUAUUGGUCAUGGUAUGAACAGGUAUAUCCAAUGGAUGCAAAAAUUUAUCAACAAACUAAAAGAAUUUGUAAUGAUGAUUAUUGGAAUAGGAAAAAAUUUCAAUCCAAACAAAAUGGUGCUAUGAUUACAUAUCGUUAUAGAAGAAUAGUGGAUGAAAAAUUUAAAUUUCGUUUACAAUUUAUACCUAAUAAUGAACCAUGUAUAAUAUUUGUUGCCGGUUCAGAAACAACACAUGGUGAAUAUCGUUUGAAAAAUAAUGAUAAAAAUUGUGCAUUAUAUAUUGUACAAUCACCUAAAUGGAAUAAAGGUAAUUUUUUAGGUAUUAUGUUAACUAUUGAUGAAUUUGAUGUUGGUGAUACUAAAACGAAAACAUAUAUACCAUAUCCAUAUUAUUGUCAUGGUGUUAAUAAUUUUGUACAAUUUGGUGGUUUUGGACCCGGUUUAUCCGGCUAUAGUACAGAUGAAAUGCAAACAUGGAUUGAAAUUUGUAAUGAACGUUAUUUUCCAAAUCGUCUUUAUAUUAUUUGUCCAAAUGUUGUUGUACGUUUAAUAUCAUAUAAUCAACAACGAAAACCAUAUAUAAAAUUUCAUUAUAGAGCAUUAACAACAAAUUCAUUUUUAGCAACUGAUUAUUUAUUUAAACAAAAUGCAUAUAAAUUUGAAUGUACAAUUGAUUCGAUUGAAAUGCCCGAAAUGCCGACACCAUUAUUUUUAAGGGAUGAAAAUAAUUGCUGGUAUUUAAUACGUAAUCAAGGUUAUCAUUCAAUAUCAACAUUAAAUGAAAUGAAUUUAAAACAAAAAUGUAAAAUAUACAUACUGGCACCAUUAAAACAUUUUAUACAAAUUGAAAUGAUUGAUAUAAAUAUAAAUGAAAAUGAUCAUUGUGAUGAUUAUGAAAAAAUAGAUUUCAUUUCAGCUACGGAUGGUUGGACAUUUGAAAAUGAAUUCAUACCGAAUCGUAAAAUGGAUCAAUUACCAAUGUGUAAACAAAAUGGUAAUCGUUUUAUACAAUCAGCACAGAAUAUUGCGCAAAUUGAAUUCUAUAUACCACAAAAUGAUAAAUUUAAUUAUCAUUCAAAAAUUUCACCCGGUUUUGCAUUUACAGUUAGAUUUUUUUUCGAACCAAAUCUUUGUAACGAUGUCUACCUAAUCAAUUCAAUGAUACGUUAUACAUCCGAUCGUCUAAUAUUAAUGGAUUUUAAAUUACGUAAAAAUUGUACAAUCUAUUUCCCACGGUUACCAUGGAUUAAAUCCGGUUUCAUAGGGUUAAAAUUUCAUUUAUAUAAUUAUUCUAUUGGUAAACCAAUAUCCGAAUUAAGUAGUUUGGAACAAAAUCUUGUUAUUUUGGAUGUGCCAAACAGAUGCAAGCGAUUGCAUAGUGAAGAUGAUUUAUUACAGAUUGAAGGUGGCUUAAAAUUCGGUAUGACAACCAAUCUUGAACCAUAUGGUCUGGAAUUUUGUAAUGCAUUGGAUGUUCCACCACCACAUAAAAUAACAAUAAUCUGUCCUAGUUCGGCAUUCAGUUUACAAUCAAGUUUUAAAUAUGAUAAUUUUAUUAUAUUCGAUGUAACAACAUUAUUUUUAGGUGAACAACCAACCAAAAAAAAAAUUAAUGAAGAUGUUGCUUAUUGUGGUACCAGGCCAGUUUCAGAUCAAUUAAUUAUAUCAUUAGAUUAUCAUGUAUGUAUGCAAGUUAUAAAUGCAACUGGCCAUUAUUCAUUAGGCGCUUCAAUCGAUAAUAUAAAAAAAGAUUGUGAUCUUUAUAUAUAUGGUGCAAAUAAGGAACAAAAAGCUGAAAUUGAAAUAAUUUCCAUACGUUUUAAAUGUAAUGAUAGUAGCAGUAGUAAUAGUAAUAAUGGAAAUUAUUUAAGAAUUUAUGAUGGUUGGAAGAAAGGAAAUUUUACAAUAUUACCAAUUUAUAAUACAUAUGAUGAAAUAGAAAAACAUAUUUAUCCAAUGUGUAAAAGAAAAAAUACACCAAUUAGAUUAUCGGAUUCAAUUGGUCAAAUUGAAUAUCGAAUUGAAGGUAAAGAUUGGAAUAAUGAUUUUGAAUUUAAAGUACGUUUUGUUGAUCCCUGA
This is a messenger RNA of Dermatophagoides pteronyssinus (European house dust mite), 2316 nucleotides long. RefSeq lists its product as uncharacterized. The record is from RefSeq and is a predicted model, not a curated record. Gene Ontology annotation, molecular function: corticotropin-releasing hormone binding. Lineage: Eukaryota; Metazoa; Arthropoda; Arachnida; Sarcoptiformes; Pyroglyphidae. Gene Ontology annotation, biological process: negative regulation of corticotropin secretion; hormone-mediated signaling pathway; negative regulation of corticotropin-releasing hormone receptor activity.